AUGGCUCUAUCUGUCACAAAAUGCAAAACAAUGCUAUUCAGCAGAAGAAGACAUAAUUCCAACAUCAACCUCAAAAUAUCAGAACAAUUUAUACCAAUAGUUAAGAAGACAAAAUAUUUCGGUGUCAUUUUGGAUAAAAAACUAAAUUGGAAAAACCAUGUGGAAUACAUGAUAACAAAAGUUAAACAACGAUUGAAUAUUCUUAGAUAUAUCAGUGGAAACAAAUGGGGAUCAAGACUGCAUAUAAUGGUUCUUCUUUAUAGAUCACUAAUUCGCUCAGUAUUUGAUUAUGCAGGCCAGCUAUAUUGUUCUGCAUCUAGGACACAAUUGACAAAACUAGAUACUAUUCAGAAUGAUGCAUUGCGUAUUUGUCUUGGAGCUAUGAAAAGCACACCGAUUGAUGCAGUACUACAUGCUAGCUCAGAAAUACUACUUACCAUACGAAGAAAACAGAUCUGCCUGAAUUAUAGAAGAAAAAUUUCAAACUCACCUCAUCUCAUUUCCGCAAAAGUUCUCUAUCAGACCUGGCACGAGGAAUAUGUAGAACAUCAAUUCACUUCGUUCGAUAAAAUCACAAGAGAAGAAUAUCGAUUGGCAACAACUGAAUCUGAAACGAAAAAAGACAUUGAGAAAUAUACCAACGUUCAGACAUUGGGAUCACACCGAGCAAUUGUCAUUGGCGAAUUGGGAUAUUUGAUUUACAUUUUGGCUAACUUUUACCCCAAAUCUUAUAUCAUGAUAAUUGCCGGCGCUCUAGUUGGAUGUGGUGAAGCCUUGGUGUGGACGACAUUACCUAUGUACUUCUGGCAUUUUGGGUAUCAACAUGGAAAUUUCGGGACCAAACCGUUUGAAUUAUAUGUUUUGAAAUAUACUGGCCUAUUUUACUCUAUGUAUCAAUUAGGUCAAAUUUUUGGCAGUUCUGUCAGCUAUGGCGUGUUAUAUGGAUUCAAGAAUAAAACACAAGAAAUCUCUACAUUGUACAAUUCAUUCUCCGAUCUUUUACAAGAAAACGAAACAGAGGCGUACCUAAAACCACACCUUCAGUAUCAAUACUGUGGAGCAAACGAUUGUCAAAGUCCAAAUAUUACCAGCGAAAACAUUGAUAGCUACGUUCCAGCCGAUUCAUACUCAUUGUAUAUCGUAAUUUCUAUAUUUUGUGCAAUGUCUCUCAGUGGAAUUUGCCUUCAGUUUAAAUUUCUCCCGAGAGCGAACUCAAAUCCACUAGAAGUUGAGUCUAAUGAUCAAGAUGUGUUGCACGAAAAGAAGAAUACCGACGAUGCAAUAAAUUCUCUAAAUAUACGAAGGCUUCGUCCAGGUUGUCGAAUUGAAGAUGGCUAUCACAGAUGUUCUUUAACUGGACAAUGUCAAAAACGAGAUGGUGUUUUCGAUGAUAGAUGCGAGAAGGAAAGGGUGAAUUGUACGGAUGAUGAAUUUACAUGCCGUGGAAUCAAUAGAUGUAUACCAAGAAUGUUACUGGGAACAAAGAAUGGUUGUCUUUUGGGAAAGAAAGGAGUCAUCACUCUUCCAUGCAGGCCCGAUGAAUUUACAUGCCGAUACAGCAGGCUAUGCCUGCCAAGGUGGGCAGUGAUGGACGGUAACGUAAAUUGCAAAACUGCCGAAGUUGAUGAUGACAGUGACGAAAUGGCAUUUCUCCAUUCUUGCAGUGACAGUGAAUUCAACUGCACUAACGGAAGAUGCAUUCCCAGAGAAUGGGUUUUUGAUAAAAAUGACGAUUGCAAAAAUGGUGAAGAUGAAAUUCAACCUUCCAGAUAUUGCAACAACGCUGAAGAGUUUCGGUGUGACAACGGACAAUGUUUAAAAAGAUAUCGUGUGAAUGACGGCCAUCCAGAUUGCGAAAAUGGUGCUGAUGAAAGAAAACAAUUGGCGGAAUGCAUAACUACGACAGAGUUUCGUUGCAAUGAUAGCGGAAGAUGUAUUCCGCGCAAUUGGGUUGGGGACGGAGUCAAAAAUUGUAAAGAUAGCAGCGAUGAAGUGAUAUUUUGGAAUCAAACUUGCUCAACAAAAGAAUUCUCUUGUCACAACGGGCGUCGAUGUAUUUUGUCUAAAUAUUUAUGUGAUGGGAUGGAUCAUUGUGGAGAUUGUAGCGAUGAAAUAGAAGGAUGCAAAGAAGCGCGUAUGGUUAGGUGUCCUCUCGACUUAUCAAUUUGCAUACCACAGUCUUACGCCUGCGAUGGAUUCCAAGAUUGUCCAAAAGGAAUCGACAACCCACAAUACAUGCCUGGUUUUAAGUGUAAAAAGACUGUCUUAGCAACAGAAGAAGAAAUGUGUAAUAUUCCUCAAUGGACAUUACAUGAUAAUCACACUAUGUGCGAAGACAAAUCAGACUUAUGUUUCAAGAAUAAUUCAUUUAAUUGCGCUCGUUGUGUAUCUGACAACAAAAUAAUAGCGAAACGUCAAAUGUGUGAUGGCGUCAUUGAUUGUACAGAUUUAUCAGAUGAAUGCCUUUGUAAUUCGAACCGAAAUAACGUCGAGUUGAUGAAAUUGUGCAAUUCGAUUUGUUAUCAUUCUAACAAAUGUGGUGAUCUUAACAACUGCCGAGCCGGAGAGUUGUAUUGUGAUACGAGCAAAAAAUGUUUGAGCCUUUCAAAGGUGUGUGAUGGUGUUGUGGACUGUCCAAUAUCAGCGAUUGACGAGAAACCAUGCAUUCAGCCUGACAAGGAUGUUGUUGCAAUACGGAACACGACUGAUUUUGAUUGUUGGAAAGUUUCAGAUAUUAUUUUGGAAAUAGCACAAACUACAAAUCUUAUGGAAUUUUUCAACAAUAUAUAUUCAACGCGCGGUAAAAAGUGUGACGGUGUAAUCGACUGUGCUCGCUUCGAAGAUGAAUGCAAUGCGGAAUGUUAUCUGCCAGAAUGCGAUAAAUUCAAACUGCUAGAAAUAACGUUGAAUGAAUUUAUUUUUGGAGGAGUAGUAGAAAAAGUCCGAGCAUGCAGUGAUUAUGUGACGGAAUUUGGUUACGAUUAUACAAAUUUUGUCCUCGGACAAUCAAUAUGCAAUGGAAUCAAAGAUUGUACAGACGGUGCCGAUGAACAGAAUUGCACAGAUUUUUUUAAAUGCAACGCUGGUACAGUAGAAUCACCACUGGGCACAAGACAGCGCGUUGCCGUAGAAAAAGACAAAGUAUGUGAUUUACAAUCAGACUGCCUGGAUCAAUCGGAUGAAAAAGACUGCAAUGAUUCGACUCAUUUUUAUUGCAAAAGCGGAAGCCCUCUCUUUGUUCCAUUCUCAUCAGUAAUGAACGGCAAACAAGACUGCGAAGACAACACCGACGAAUGUCCAGACAACUGGAAUGACCUAAACCCGUUAUCUUCGCCAGAAGAAAUGAUUAGACUUUCGUUUCUCCGUUAUUUCAUCUGGUUUAUGUCAUGUAUCGCAAUUCUAGGAAACCUCGCCGUUAUUAUAGAAACUUGUUACUCUGAAUUUGGCUCACAGUCUAGUGCGCAAAGCCCAAUGAGUCGAUGUAACAGAAUACUGAUAAUAAACCUGGCGAUAUCUGAUUUCCUCAUGGGGGUCACCUUGCUUAUAAUUGGAAUUAAGUCAGCUUCAAUGUCCGGAGAAUACUGUUUAAAGGACAAACAAUGGAGAAUCAGUGGUUCUUGUAACGCAAUCGGAGUUAUGACAGUAUUAUCCAGUGAAACAUCCGUGUUUUCUCUGGUUGUCUUGACCAUGUAUCGCUUUUAUGGGAUUCAUCGACCGUUUCAAAGCAGGAAUGUAAAACCAAAAUGGGCUAUUGUUGCAGUGAUUAUAACGUGGACUUUGUCCUUUAUUCUAGCUGCGUUGCCUCUGAUUCCUUCAAUUAAUCAAACUAUGGUACCAGAAGCACUCACACAGCCAUCAAUGUACUUGGAAAACACUGUUGUAUCAUGGGAUGACUACAGAAUGUUUGCAGAACGAAUUGCUGUUCUUGGACGCCGUGUAAAUAAAAUAUCAACAAACUUUGAAACUUGGAAGAAUGCACGUAAUAUGUUGGAAAGUAUUUACAAGGACUUCGCUCCGAGUGUACUCGGUUACUUCGGCUUCUACAGCGCCGAUGGAGUCUGUAUUCCAAGAUUAUUCAGAAUAAGCGGAAGACCGUCUCUCCACGCGUUGUCUUUGUUUAUAAUAGGUCUGAAUUUUUGUAUCCUGCUGUUUAUCAUCAUUGCUUAUUGUAAAAUAUACCAUAAGUCAACGCAUAGAAAAGUCAAGGGCAGUGCAACAAAGCACGAUAACCGGAGUAGAGUAAUGCAGAGAAAAAUCACAAUUCUAAUUGCGACGGAUCUGUGCUGUUGGCUUCCGAUUUGCGUCAUGUCUAUAGCAAGUCAAGUUGGAACGAACUUCUCGGGAGACGCAUAUGCCGUUGCUGCGAUUCUUCUGUUACCAAUCAACAGUUCACUAAAUCCUAUUAUAUACUCAAGUGGUUUUGCCGUUGCCCGAGAAGCUCUUUCUCACAAAACUGUAGCAAUUCAAGCUUCUAUCAGACGCCGUAUAACGUGAAAGCCUGAUCCGGAAUUCGAGCAAAAUAACAUCACAAUGCAUGAUAGUGGGAAAACAGGCGUGCAAACGCUGUCUCCAACAUCAGUACUCAAUUCGUAGACGCCAUCCAACCCAACGUCUCUACAGUUAGAGGACACGAAAAGAACUCAAUAAAUUGAUUGAUUUGCUAAGUUAUCGGAAUCAUUGGACACGUAGUGGAUAUAACGAUCGU
Molecule: messenger RNA, 4705 nt
Organism: Styela clava
Lineage: Eukaryota; Metazoa; Chordata; Ascidiacea; Stolidobranchia; Styelidae
Source: RefSeq, a predicted model, not a curated record